GACAUCGCGCACGCAGUGGCGGCUAGGUUUGGCUGUGAGACAAAAGCCUCGGCUUGCGCCCUGCACCGCUCCCAUCAGACAUCGGACGUUCGACGGCGCGCCGCCGGGUCCGCGAGCGACCACUGGGAAAGAAAGCACAAGUCCAGGUCGAGGACAAGGAGCAACCGUGGCCCUGGCGUACAGAAGCAGACAGCGGCCGCCCACGUCGCCGGCGCCAUUGCACACGAUGCCGGCCAUGACGACCUCAGGCACGGCGCCAGCCUGAACAGACGUGGACCCGGCCCUGACUCGGGAGAUGGGCAGGCCCGGGCAGGCGGCCCCUGCGCCCGCGGAGGUCGAAGGAGCUGGACGUGCGCGGCUCGGCGAAGACCAAGCCCACAGCGCCCGAACUUCUCGAUCGUGUCCGAGGCCCUCUGGAAGCUCCCACGGCGCGCGUGCGGCUCGUCUCUGCCGCGCUGCGACUCAGAAAAGCGCUUGGUGUUGGAGGCCUGCGAUGGCGUUGCCUCCGCCGCGUCGGAUCUCAGGCCAAAGCGGCGAGGCCUGCGCACACCUCCGCCGUCCUGCGCGGGCGCCUCCCGGACCCAGGAGCGGGGCACGCGCCACCCUGGCUGGGCCACUGGGAGGCUCACCCCGCCCCAUGCCCGCCCCGGCUACGGCGCACGGCGCGGCCGCCCAGUCAGUACCAAGGACUGGGCCGAGGUGGCUGCCAUCCUCAAGCACAACCCCGGCAGCAGGAGCCGCGACGGCAACGACAAGUGCAGCGCCAUCGAGAUGACUGGCACCAGUCCACCCCCAGCAACGUCGCCAGGAUGCUGGAUCGGCACGGCCGUUACCACCCUCAACUCCGACGCCCAGGUCUUCGAGCCGA
This is a messenger RNA of Prorocentrum cordatum, 868 nucleotides long. NCBI's taxonomy places the organism in Eukaryota, Dinophyceae, Prorocentrales, Prorocentraceae. The record is from the annotation of a GenBank genome assembly.